AUGUAUGGUGUAUCAUUUACCGGGGAUAACUAUGGAACCCAAACGGGCGUUAACCAUGGCACCAUCAACAUGUAUUCCAACGCAGGUCCAUUAGAUCAGCUGCCAGUGGCAGAUGGUGCCGAAUUUGACUCUUUUAUGGAUCGGGAUGAAGUUGAAUGUCUUGCUGGCACAAGGACUGAGCUGCUGGAGGAGAUCGCAGACUGGAUCGCAUCGCCAGAUGGAAAGCCCAUCUUCUGGCUAAAUGGCAUGGCUGGGACAGGGAAGUCGACAAUAUCUCGCACGGUGGCAAGGCGGUUGAAAAACGACAAUACUCUGGGGGCAAGCUUCUUCUUCCGGCUCGGAGAGGGCGACAGGGGAAACACCAGGAAGUUGUUUCCGACACUGGCAAGGCAAUUGGCUCAGAGUGUUCCUGGGCUUGCUCUUCAAAUCCAUAAGGCCGUUCAGGCCAAUCCUGACAUUGCUACCCGAAGGAUUGAUGACCAGUUUGAUAAAUUGAUCCUUCGGCCUUUACUGAGCGUGGAUACACUCUCUGAUCCAAUGCCUACUAUGGUCAUACUGAUCGACGCCUUGGAUGAAUGCGAUUCCACCAAAGAUAUGCAAAAUGUCAUUCGGUUGCUGCCACAGCUCCAAAGUCCCAGCGCCUUGCGUCUUCGGGUUCUAUUGACAAGCCGACCAGAGAUGCCAAUCCGUCUUGGAUUCAAAAAAUCUCAAGACCACAGAGAUCUGAUUCUUCAUGAAAUCCCUCCAGAUAUCAUUGCACGCGACUUGGCAUUAUUUUUCAAUCACCGUAUCUUAGAGAUCAGAGAGGAGCGCGACCCUCCCCUGCCAUUUGACUGGCCUGGAGAGGUGAAUAUUCAACGCCUGGUCGAAUUGUCCAUCCCACUGUUCAUCUUUGCCGCCACCAUAUGUCGUGUCUUUGAGGAGCCUGAUUGGGAUCCUCUGGACAGUCUCCCUCAGAUUCUGGCCCACCAAAAGGAUGAGUCCAAAUUGGAUAGCACAUAUCUCCCUGUGCUCGAUCGAAUUCUUCAAAGACAAAACCCGGGCAGCCAAAGAGACGAUCUCAUUCGAGAGUUUCAUCAAGUUGUCGGUUCAAUCGUGGUGCUUGAGACACCACUUUCGAUUGCAUCGCUCUCAGGAUUGCUUGACAUACCUGAGAGACAAAUCCAACUUCGCCUCAACUCCCUCCACUCAGUCUUGAGGGUUCCGAAUGAUGAAUCUUUACCUGUGCAAAUUUUCCAUCUAUCUUUCCGUGAUUUUCUACUAGACCCAGCAACUCAAAACAAAACACCACUUUGGGUAGAAAAUUCCGCAGCUCAUCACAGGUUGGCAAAAAGAUGCCUCUUGAUAUUGUCCCAACAGCUUCAAAGGAACAUCUGCAAACUACCAAACGAAGGUUUUCAUCGGCAGGAUAUCAGCCCUCAAACCCUUGAUGAUUGCAUUUCCCCGGAGAUGCAGUAUGCAUGUCGAUAUUGGGCAUUCCACAUCACGCAAUGCAUGGACUCACAAAAUUCGAUGGAUACCGCGCUCUCUUUCUUCGAGAAGAGCUUUUUACACUGGGUGGAAACUAUGUGCCUUUUGGGACAUGCAUCUGAGGUACUAGGGAUCAUCAAUCUCCUACAGACCACGUCUGCUAGCUCGGUAUGUCUUGUGGACGUGUCAUGCUGGACGUUACUGACAUUGGAAACAAAGCAGAAUACCAGUAAAGCUUUGAUUUUUGACAAGGAGUUUCUACGAGAUGCAAAACGCUUCAUCUUUAAAAUUCGUCACAUAAUUGACCAUUCACCACUACAAGUCUACUGCGCAGGCCUGGUAUUUGCACCCGAAAGAUCAAGAGUGCGGAAGCAAUUUACUUCAGAUCUGCCGAGGUGGAUAUCUGGUCUGUCACCGGCUAGGGAGGAAUGGGACUCAAUAAUACAGACAUUCGAAGGACAUUCGGAGCCUGUUUCUAGUGUGAUCUUUUCCCCGGACAAUGUUUUAGUGGCUUCCUGUUCUGAAGAUUAUACAAUUAAGCUUUGGAACACGACUACAGGUACCAUACAACAUACAAUGGACAUUCCGUUGGAGUUGUGCCAUUCGAUGGCAUUCUCGCAUGAUGGUGGGAUUCUGGCCUGUGGCUAUAACAACGGAGAAGUCUGGCUUUGGGAUACUGCAACAAAGGAUCUCAAAGGAAUCAUCAAGUGUCACCAUCGAAGAGUGUUGUCGGUUGCGUUUUCGUCAGACAAGCUCCUGGCAACUGGUGCCGAGGAUAGCACGGUUAAGAUCUGGAAUUUUGAAACAGCCGGUCUCAAAUUAACUAUUCCACAUCCAUGUUCAGUUCACUCGUUGGUUUUCUCGCCUAAUAAUCGACUACUUGCCACCGGUUGCAGAGAUGGCUCGGUUAGGCUGUGGAGUAUCACGACAAGCGUUGUGCAUGAGAACGUCGAUGGUUUUAUCACCGACUUUAUCUCCUUGUGUGAUGGGCCAUCCUAUCCCCGGGAAAGAAUGAUCCAAGUCCGGGCGAGCCCAAGAAAAAAUGGCUUGCGGUGGAAUCUUCAUCCCUAUUCGAAAACAAUCGCUGCGAUGAUCUUCUUGUCUGACGACGAGCUACUUUCUAGCUCAAACCACGGAAUCGUACAUCAGUGGAACAUAAGGACAGGCACACUGACUCAUGAAUUUAAGGCCAGCUUGGAUUCAACAAAUCCAAUUUCCCUAUCGCAUCAGGGGUUUUUGGCAUCCGGAUUCAAUGACGGAACCGUCAGUCUCUGGGAUAUAAAGACGGGGACAUUACUUCAAACGUUCGAGGCCCACCCCGGCUCCGUGACCUCUGUAACAUCUUCGCCAGAUGGACAGCUGGCAUCUGGCUCAACUGAUACCACUGUCCAGCUCUGUGACACAUUAACAGGCUUCGAGAAACCAAUGCUCGUUGCAAAUCCGGAUCCAGUCGCUCUGAUGAGAUUUUCACCUGACAGCCGUUUACUACUUUCUGUUUCUCACUGUAGGUUACUCCAGCUCUGGGAUACAAAGACAUUUUCUGGGAAAAUCCUCGAAGGAAGGUUCUCAAAUGAGACCAGCUCGGUGAAAUUCUCCCACGAUGGCCAAAUGCUAGCCGUAUUUUCUGAACCUGGAAACCAACUUCAGAUCUGGGACACAUUGAAAUAUGUCCAGAUAUACACUGGCAAUCCAGGUCAUCGGCGUGUUCAGUCGUUGGAUUUUUCAAGCAAUGGAAACAUUCUUUCUUGGGUCUCCAGUUCCCAGAAGCCCUUUUUACCCUAUUCAGUCUGGCUUCUAGACACAACGAAAGAUCAACCACAAGAGAAGUUGAUUGGAGCAUUCGUAUCUCCGGUGAAAGCAGUAUCCCCGGAUGGGAGGCUCAUGGCAAUAUCAAAAAAUGGUCGCUCUGGUAUAGGAAUCUUGGACAUAGCGAACGGUGUCUGGCAAAGCCACGCGAGCCCCAUUAGAGACAGGCCUUACACGAUGGUCUUCACUCCGAACAGCCGAGUAUUAGCAUGCGCACAUGUAUAUCCUUCGAUUCUUCAACUCUGGGACUUGGCGACAGACACAGUGCACAACCUCCACGGUAUUCCAGGCAUGGUUGCUGAGAUAGUGUUCUCGCCUGGUGGUCGUUCUAUGGCAUCUGUCGGGACCAAAGUCACAGUUUGGGACGUGGUAGCAGACAAGUUGCAAGAGCAAAUGGUAGCUCAAGUACCAAACGCUUCGCUGAAGUUCUCCGGGGAUAGUUUGUGUCUUAUAGCGCAUUCAGAGUCAGACAACAUCAAGGCUCGAUUUCCCCUUCGUGGCAUCUUCCCCCCUUCUUAUGACUCAAAGUGGCGAGACAUGUCGCCGAGUGAAAUCUCGGUAUCCAAGGGUUGGAUAUGGUUUGAUGGCGAGCAAGUACUGCGGCUUCCCCCUGAGGCUCGAGCUUCAGCUCUGGCUGUGGAAACAAACAAAUUCGCCAUUGGGUACGAGUCUGGUCGAGUCCAAUUCAUGGAACUUAUAUUUCCAUAG
This is a messenger RNA of Penicillium salamii, 3984 nucleotides long. The record is from the annotation of a GenBank genome assembly. Lineage: Eukaryota; Fungi; Ascomycota; Eurotiomycetes; Eurotiales; Aspergillaceae.